Molecule: messenger RNA, 5650 nt
Organism: Anopheles stephensi (Asian malaria mosquito)
Lineage: Eukaryota; Metazoa; Arthropoda; Insecta; Diptera; Culicidae
Gene: capu
Product: formin-2
Exons: 8
Coding region: 662-5599 (1645 amino acids)
Biological process (GO): cortical actin cytoskeleton organization; actin filament network formation
Cellular component (GO): cytoplasm; cytoskeleton
Molecular function (GO): actin filament binding
Source: RefSeq, a predicted model, not a curated record
UGUGAAACGUACGCAUGUUUGAAUUUUGAAUUUUGUGCGGAAAACGCGCGCCACAACUCACCGUCUACCGUCGCGUAUUGCGCAAGUCACGAGUUCGCAAUCGGGUUCGAUCAAUUGCGAAACGAAGCUAUAGUGAAAAUGGUGCUGCAGAUGAGAGCCAAGUGAGAGUGCCAAACGAUGCACCGUGAAUGCAGGUGGAAAAUCCAGCAAGCAAGCUGUCGUGCAGUGAAAGGUGUGUGCGCCGGAAAAAUCCAUACGGCCGUGCUGUUGUCGGUCGCACUAUCAAAGUAACCUUGCAAACGGCAAAGAAACGCGCAAUUUUGGGGCCGCAAUCGGUGCCUGUCAUCGGUGGUGCGUUUCUACACACAACACAGCCACGAUCGAAGUAAACUGUGCCGUGCCGAGUCAGGAUGUCGUUGAACGGGAAAUCCUGCCGCCGCGAUUGUGUUUUAGUCUUAAUUGGUUGUUUUUGCAGCAAGCGUGUGCGGCCAGCCAGCAUUACCGUUUAAGUGCUAAUGAUAGAUUUGUUGAGUGAGUAAUUGCAUUCGCUCGGUGGCUAUAUUAGCAAUACACACAUCCUCGCGGCCACAGUGCGAUUGAGAAAAGUGGUGGCAGAAAUCGAAACACAACAACAACAGAAGGAUUUGACAGGACCUGCGUGAUGGGAAACACACAAGCACAGGCGGGCACACAGCCGACCAGUGUGCUGUCAGCUGAGCAGCAACCGGCCUCAAGGUCGUCCAAAACGCCGUCUCUCUCCAAGGGUCGAAGCUUUAUCAAAUUCGGCAAGCGCAAGCAGCUGUUCGUGGAGCACGACGGCCAAACGUCGUCGUUGGCCGGCGGUCGGGUUGGCAUCGCCGAGGGAGACGGCACCAAACCGCGCGACCUUGCCGCUGCUGACACGGAAGAGGACGGCUUUUCGAACAUACUGCUGGAUGUCGCUACUCACCUAGACCGGAACAGCUCACGGCGUGAGCAAACUGCAGCCGAGGUGGGUGAACCGCCGAUCGAGAAAUCAGCUGAUUCGAAUACGCACGACGACGAGGAGCAGCUUGCUUACAUCCAAAAACAUGACGGCCAACCAUCCAAGCAUGCAAAAGAUGCGUCGCGAUCCGUUGAUGACGCAACUGGCGAUGCUUCACAACACACUGAACGCACACAACCCGUGGUACCGGCUUCGACGACGACGACGACGACGAUGAUGACGACAUCAACGACCACAACAGGGGGCUUGAACGCCAACCCAAGCGCAUCUUCCACCCACCCCACUCACUGUAAGUCGCUGACCUGCUUAGAGACGCACAAUCACAACCCUCCACAACAAAUGCUACCACCGCCACACCCUACAUGCCCGCAUCUGCCAGCUGCCAGCCGUUCUACCAGCAGCAGCUCCACCGGUCCCGCUAGCACACUCACUGGCACCCGCGAAUGCAGCAGCGCACCAACACCACUGCAAGCUAGCGGCUUGCCGGUCGCGACGCAUUCCGCCGUUUCUAUAACAACAAACGAUGGUGAAACCCCCACCCAACCGGCCCACGACUGCAGACAGCAGGCAGCAUCGGCAGCAGCACGCAGCAAACCAGUUCCAGCCGCGGACAGCACGUACGGCGACUGUGGUUGUGGUGGUGUGGUCGGUGGCCAGCAGCCAACAGCGAACCCGAUCAUUGUCACUACCGACUCGUGGAAAAGGGCCAAUUCGCUCAAUCAAAAUUCAGCCGCGCGUGAAAGCCAACCUUCGUCCCAUUCGUGCGCGGCGUUACGCAGCAAAGAUACACCGAAUGUCAUACACUUACGCGACCGUACCACAUCGUCAAGUUCCGACUCAAUCUUUACUGAUCCAGCAUCACCGCAGGGCGGUUUUGCGACCGAAAUUAACGAGGCCUACUAUUCGGAAGAGAACAUCUGCGAUCUUACCGAACCCCAUUCGACUGGCCGCCACAAGUCCCCACCAGCUCAACUACCAACCUGCAGCAAUGAUUCGCUGCUAACCAUCGGUGACACCGUUGCCAUUGAACGUGAAGAACUUGGACAAGCAAAGCACAAGCGCCAGAAUGCCCCCUUCUGCAACGAACACCAUUCUCGCCACAGACCAUCAUCAUCAUCAUCAUCACAUGCGAAUCUGCACAUCGAACACAACGUAAGCAACGUCAGCAUCGAGCCAGAAACGGCCGUAUAUGACUCAUCGGAAUCAUCCACACCCUCACCGGACGACGACAGCAUGGAACGGAAGCGAGUGUCUCUGUCGCACCGUAGAACGACGGCCGGUGCUGCUACCAUUACAGGUAGCAAUGGAACCGCUUCAACCGGUCCCGGAACACGCGUUUCCCCAGCGAAUGGGACGAAACCUACGAAAGUGUUGACCAAAUCUAGCCUUUACGCGGGCACCAAGCUACCUGUGCUAACUGAUCGUAAGACCGGUGCUAACAGUGGUACCGGUACGGCCCCGGCCAACAGAGUGGUACGACCGUCGUACGUCCCAGAAAAGCUCAACUUUUUUUCGUACGAAAAAUUUGAAGGACACAUGCUGAUGAACUGGCUAUCAUCGUCGCUACCAGCGAACAUACCGGGCGUAAACGAGCAGGAUCUGCAAGCCCUGCUGUUCCAAUACUGCACAAAUCUUCUUGUGGCCGGGGUCAUGAAGCAGAUCCCAGACAAACAUGCUCCACCACAAGACACUUUCCGGACGAACCUAAUGUACCAGUGGACACACACCGAACCACCAACACCGACACCUGUUACUCCUGGCCGACUUGAACCACACGUCGUGUGGCCCCAUGCAUCGACGGCACAUGCCAGCACCACCACCAAAGCCGGUUCUUACCAAUCUACUAGCACAAAUACGGACAACCUCGCAACUAAAUCUGAAAACGGUACCCAGAUGGAACCCAGCCUCGAACAGAACGAUGCGCGAAAGGAAAAUGAUUUCCUGCUCCUACGGCGCCGGAUUGCAAGCUGCGAAACGAUCGCCCAGCUGAAGCGCAUUUUACUGGAGCUGUUUUUUAGCGAAGGCGUGCAGGCUGGUGCGGGCGACAUGGGGGGAGUCAACCAUACGAACGAUCAAUCGCUAAGCAACAGCUACCGGUUACUGAUCCAAGAUCUGCUAAACGAGACGGAUUGCACAGUCUACGACAAGGCCAAGACCGAUCUGCUAAGCGAAACCGAGUACACCGUGUUCGCUGCAAGCACAAGCACUCCAAAGCGGAAGUCUCUCCCUCAAGAGCACAGUGAGGAUGAUCAGAAUCGAAGUAGCGUUGCAAGUGAUACGACAACGACGACUGCGACUGCGUUCCAAACAUUCCUAAAUACCAGUAUUACUGCCAGCAAGAUAAGUGAUCUUCCAGAGCACAGCAAAACGUGGGCGUCUACUAACGAAGUAAAUAGGCCUAAUAGCAAUAACGAUAGCAAUAUGCCGUGUGCUCCAUCGAUGGCGAAUUACCUUUGCUCUAGCUGCGCCAAAAUGCGAAAAUCGGCGGCAAGCACAGCUUUGAGCCAAUCGUCUGUAGAGCAACCGGACAGCGAACAGCCCUCGACGUUGGUAACGCGCGAGACGCAAACUGAACCCAGUAGUAACAAUCAUUCCCAGGACCAGGAUCCAGCCAUUCCAUGUCCCUCUGACACUGGGCCUACGUUACCCCUGGCGCUGCCGCCGCCUCCACCACCUCCUCCUCCACCCCCACCACCCCUCUUCUUCAGCAACGCACCGGCGGCAAAUGUGGUGACCGGUUUACAGCAAUUGACACCUGCCCCUCCUCCUCCCCCACCACCACCACCUCCACCUCCACCUCCACCUCAUCUCCCAUCAUUACCACCCCCUCCAAUGCCGGGCGAGAGGGGUAAACCCUCUUCCGUUCCUCCGCCACCUCCACCGCCCCCACCAAUGGGGAUGGGUUCGAGUGCGGGCGGAGCUGCUGGGACUGCAGCUUUGGCAGCCGGACCACCGCCCCCUCCGCCCGGUGGGAUGGGUGCGAAUGGGCCGAAUGCUGCACCACCGCUUGGACCAGGUAAAUUAGCGUCAAGUGCCUCUGCUAGUGCGAACACCAGUGGCCCUCCGCCACUACCACUACCCAUACCAGUGCCCGGAGGAUGGUAUGCGGCGAAUAUUCUUCGCAAACAGCCGGUCAAUCCACCGAAACCGAUGAAACCGCUCUACUGGACCCGCAUUCUAGCACCAAAGAGCAGCGCUGGCAGUGGCUCGAAUGUGAUGUCGACGUCGCUGAGCGACGAAACUGAUGGAGCAUCCACCGCCACAAACGCAGGAACAAACGCGGAAGCGACUGACGGUGGUGAGCAAUGCAGCUCCAGCUCCAAGCUGCUAGACACUGCGAACGGUUCGCCGCCCGCCUCGAUGGAACCGGAAACGCGGCUAGGACUGUGGCAAGAGCUGGAGGAAACGAGUCUCGAUAAUCUGGAAGAGUUUACGCAACUGUUUUCCCGCCAAGUGAUCAUACCGAAGCUGCGGGAGAAGGUGGAAAAGCCGGAAAAGACGAUCAAAAUACUCGACUGCAAGCGAUCGCAGAAUGUGGGCAUUUUCGCGAAAAGCUUGCACGUGGAAUGGGACGAAAUAGAGUGCGCCAUCUACCAUUGCGACACGUCCGUCGUGAGCCUGGAAGCGAUGCAAAAGAUCCUGGAAAUCAAGGCGAGCGACGAGGAGCUGAUGCAGAUCCGCGAGUACGCCGAGACCAGCGUGGCCAACAACAAUAAUGCGAUUCCGCUGGAUCAGCCGGAACAGUUUCUGCUGCGCAUAUCGAGCAUAUCGUUCUUCUCAGAACGCAUUUCGUGCAUCGUGUUUCAGGCCGAGUUUGAGGAGCUUUACAAAGGCGUUUCGCGCAAGCUGAAAACAGUGAAGCAGGUGUGCGAGUUUCUGAUGGAGAGCGAAGAGCUGAAGCAUCUGUUCUCGAUCAUCCUCACGCUGGGCAAUUUCAUGAACGGAGGCAAUCGCACCCGGGGCCAGGCGGACGGAUUCGGGCUGGAGAUUUUAAGCAAGCUCAAGGACGUCAAGUCGGCCGACACGAACACGACGCUGCUGCACUUCAUAAUUCGUACUUAUAUCAGCCAAUGUCGCAAGAGUGGCAUUAUACUGCAGGAAAUUAAGCUACCCAUUCCGGAUCCGGGUGAUCUGGAUAAGGCUGUCAUAGUGGACUACGACGACUGCCGGCUGCAGCUUACCAUGUUGCGCGCCAAAACGAAAGAGUGCCGCCGGACUGCGGACCGAGUCAUUCUGGAGUCAACGGAAGACCAUCUGCAUCCCUUCAAGGAAAUCAUGGAAGAGUUCAUCGAAAAGGCGACGGCACGCACCGAGAAGCAGUUCUGCAAGCUGGAGGAAUGUUGCGAAUGCUUCGUGCGAACGAUGCGCUUCUACCAUUUUACGCCCAAGACGGGCACGCUGGAAGAGUGCAAGCCGGAAAUGUUCUUCGAGCUGUGGCUACCGUUCGCGCACGACUUUAGGAGCAUUUUUAAAAAGGAAAUGCAGCAACACCUUAAUGAACUUUUGAAAAAGUCCAAACGUCCAUCGACAGCACCGGCCGGUGCAAAGCAAGCCACAGCAAAAGCGAAACCCGGUUCGCUGAAGGAGCGCAUGAAACGGUUGAUGCAAAGCUAAGCGCUAAAAAUGGAACAGAAACGUAUAAUAAAAUGAUAAGGUAAAAACUUA